Symbiodinium natans is the source of this 396-nucleotide messenger RNA. NCBI's taxonomy places the organism in Eukaryota, Dinophyceae, Suessiales, Symbiodiniaceae. The record is from the annotation of a GenBank genome assembly.
GCGCCCAGCCCGGGUGUCAGGGACGCCAAGGGCUCCAAGAGCUCGAGUAAAGCUCCUGCGGGCGGAAGCGCCUCCCCACCGGCGCCCAAAGCGCCGCCUCGCCGGAAGGCGCGCGCUGCGUCCACGACAGGGGCGCCGGCGGGAUUCUUUGUUUACGGAACCCUGCGGCCAGAUGACGACUCCAAAGCUUCAUGGACCAAGUCCUUCAAUGAAGGCAUGGAGGCGCAAGUCGCCUACCUGCCGGGCGCCUCGCUCUACAUCGACGGCCGCUACCCUGCUGUCUGCCUCGAGGAGACGAGCUGCUCCGUGCGAGGGAUGUUGCUGACGCCUCCGCCAGACAAGGCCGGUCUGAUGGCUUCCAAGCUGUCGGAGGCCGACCAAAUUGAAGGCUACCCC